CAGGUCACGUGACUCCCGGGCACGCCGGAUGUGACGUCGGACCGGAGGAGCAAUGGAGCUGAGUGAGCUGCUGUAUAAUAAGUCGGAGUAUAUAGAAACAGCAUCUGGAAACAAAGUCAGCAGGCAGUCUGUACUGUGUGGAAGCCAGAACAUUGUACUCAAUGGCAAGACGAUCGUGAUGAACGAUUGCAUUAUCCGGGGGGACCUGGCCAAUGUUCGAGUCGGCCGACACUGCGUCAUCAAAAGUAGAAGUGUGAUUAGACCGCCAUUUAAAAAAUUCAGCAAGGGAGUGGCGUUUUUCCCAUUACACAUUGGGGACCAUGUGUUUAUAGAAGAGGACUGUGUGGUGAAUGCAGCCCAGAUCGGAUCCUACGUACACAUAGGCAAGAAUUGUGUCAUUGGCCGAAGAUGUGUCCUAAAGGAUUGCUGCAAGAUUUUGGAUAACACAGUUUUGCCUCCUGAGACCGUGGUACCUCCUUUUACAGUGUUUUCUGGCUGCCCUGGUCUGUUCUCGGGAGAACUUCCAGAAUGUACACAGGAGCUGAUGAUUGACGUGACUAAGAGCUACUAUCAGAAGUUCUUACCUCUCACGCAGAUAUGAGCAGGACAUCUUCCUUUCCCCCCCAAAGCUGUUUACGUCACUUUUUUUAUAUAUGUAUAUAUAUUAAUAUUUCCUGCAUUCCACUGGUUCAAAGCCCUCAUGUUGCCUGUAACAGUAUAUACAGUAUUU
Molecule: messenger RNA, 730 nt
Organism: Nanorana parkeri
Lineage: Eukaryota; Metazoa; Chordata; Amphibia; Anura; Dicroglossidae
Gene: DCTN5
Product: dynactin subunit 5
Exons: 6
Coding region: 53-601 (182 amino acids)
Source: RefSeq, a predicted model, not a curated record